AUGAUUCUUGAUAGCUUCGAAGAAAUUGAUGAAUGGAUGAUGUUGUUAUCAAGAAACAAUGUGACAAAACUCGUUCUUACUAAUGCAAAUCGACGUUAUGAGCUUCCUUCUCAUGUGUUUUCAUGUUUAGGAUUAACAGAGUUGAUAUUGGAAAAUUGUUACUUCAAUCCACCACUUCAGUUUGAAGGAUUUCGUAAUCUUGAAGAACUUUUUCUUGAGCAUAUUGAUUUUGGGGAGAAUUUAAGUGGAAAUCAGAUCAACUUACCACAACUUAAGAAUCUGAAUUUUCUCGAGUGUACGAAUGUUCACAAUUUCAACAUCAAGGCUACAAAGAUGAAGAGUUUGAUUCUAGUCACGUGUCCUGAUGCUAAUUUGCUACAAUUGUUGGAAAAUCCUUCAAUUGUUGUGUUUGGUGUAUCUUUUCUGACUUUUGAAGAUUUUGAUAGAGUUGAGAUGAUAAAUUCCAUCAGCUUUUUAAGUAGCUUAACAAAAAUUGAAGACUUCUUAAUCGAGGGUAAUUUUCUUAAGUUUUUGUCUGCAGCAGUGAUUCCAAAGUGGUUUCCAUUAUCAAUGAACAGCUUGAAGUGUUUAGUGUUGCAAGAUUUUGAAGUUGGUGAUUUGGAUCAACUUGAUGUUGCUCUUUGUUUGCUUCGAAACUCACCAAAUCUAGACACAUUACGUGUGCACUUUGAGGAGCCUCGAGAUCUUGUGGUCCUAGCUUUAGAUCAUUUGGAAUAUCCAAACUGCUUGGACUAUACAUUGAAACAGUUAAGGACUGUGGAGAUAUCAUGUUUAGAAGGAUUAAAAGUUGAAUUGCUUUUUAUAAAGCUUCUACUUGCUCAUUCACCUAAUCUUGAGAAGAUCUCCAUUAAACCAAUUCGAGGUCUGAAUAUUCGAAGAAGAUUUGCGAUUGCUAAAAAAGUUAUGAGGUUCCCUCGAGCCUCACCAAAAGCAGAAAUGAUCUACUUGAAUCCCGAGAAAUAG
This is a messenger RNA of Lactuca saligna, 984 nucleotides long. Lineage: Eukaryota; Viridiplantae; Streptophyta; Magnoliopsida; Asterales; Asteraceae. The record is from the annotation of a GenBank genome assembly.